AUGGGUUCUUCCGGUACUUGUUGGAUUUCCAAACCUGUCUUUUUUGUGUUCGUGAUAUUGUCUCUUGGCUCCUGUGCUUCAUCAUCAUCUUCCUUGCACCCUUUGGUUUUCCAGUCACAACUCGAACACCUAAACCACACGGCAAUAUCAGAUUUUAGGGUGCUCAACAGAAGAUUCUUUGGCGACUGUCCGAAUCCGAGCCCUUAUCUGCAAAUCAGUUUUAACUCGAGUUCUGGUGGCUUGGGAGAUGAUGAGUUUGUGACUGUCAAUGUUACUGGCGUUUUGAACCCUUCCAAAAGUGAUUGGGUGGCCAUGAUUUCACCUUCUACGUCCGAUGUCUCAAGCUGCCCUUUGAAUGCGAUGUAUUAUGUACAGACUGGUGAUUUUAGUAAACUUCCUCUUCUCUGCCAUUAUCCUGUUAAGGCAACAUACAUGAGCACUGAUCCAGACUAUCUGAGUUGCAAGAAGAAGGAAUGCAAAAAGUAUCAGAAUGGUACCAGUCAAUGUGCAGUGUCCACCUGCAGUGGUUCGUUAACAUUUCAUGUUAUUAACAUCAGAACCGACAUCGAAUUCGUCUUGUUUUCUGGUGGAUUUGAGCUCCCUUGCAUUUUAAAGAGGGCAAACCCUCUGAAAUUUGCCAAUCCAAACAAGCCACUCUAUGGACAUCUCUCAAGCAUAGACUCAACUGGAACAGCGAUGAAAUUAACAUGGGUCAGCGGAGAUGAUAAACCUCAGCAAGCACAAUAUGGAAAUGGAAAAUCACAGACUUCAGUAGUUACCACAUUUUCACAAGAUGAUAUGCAGAGUUCAGUCGCUAUACCAAGUCCAGCCAAAGACUUUGGGUGGCAUGAUCCAGGCUUCAUUCAUUCAGCAGUGAUGACAGGACUUAAGCCUUCAUCUACCUUCUCUUAUAGAUAUGGAAGUAAUUCAGUUGGCUGGAGUGAUCGAAUCCAAUUCCGGACUCCACCUGCAGGGGGAUCUGAUGAACUCAAAUUUGUUGCAUUUGGCGACAUGGGAAAGGCUCCUCGUGAUUCUUCUGUCGAGCAUUAUAUUCAGCCAGGAUCCCUCUCAGUGAUUGAAGCCGUGACAGACGAAAUAAAAUCCGGGAAUGUGGACUCUGUCUUCCACAUUGGAGACAUAAGCUACGCCACCGGAUUUUUAGUUGAAUGGGAUUUUUUCCUUCACCAAAUCAACCCUGUCGCUUCUCGAGUUUCAUACAUGACAGCUAUUGGGAACCAUGAGAGGGACUACAUAGACUCUGGAUCAGUGUAUAUUUUAGCUGAUUCAGGUGGGGAAGUUGGAGUUCCUUAUGAGACUUAUUUUCCUAUGCCAACGCCGGCAAAGGAUAAACCAUGGUAUUCCAUAGAACAAGGAAGCGUCCACAUCACAGUGAUUUCAACAGAGCAUGAAUGGACUAAAAAUUCUGAGCAGUAUCAAUGGAUGAAAAAGGACAUGUCUUCAGUUGAUCGAUCUAAAACUCCUUGGUUGAUAUUUAUGGGGCAUAGACCAAUGUACACAUCUUGCCCUGGAUUCUUGAGUGUUGAUUUAAGAUUCGUUGACGAAGUUGAACCAUUACUUCUGUCAAACAAAGUUGAUCUGGCCCUGUUUGGUCAUGUCCAUAACUACGAGCGAACCUGCUCCAUUUUUAAGAGCCAAUGCAAGAAAUUGCCUAUCAAAAAUGAGGCUGGGAUCGACUCAUAUGAUCACAGAAACUAUGGUGCCCCAGUGCACGCUAUAAUUGGAAUGGCUGGCUUUUCCUUGGACGAGUUCCCCAGUGAUAUUAACAAUAGUUGGAGUAUAUCAAGGCGUGCCGAAUAUGGUUAUCUCAGAGGGCAUGCAACAAGGACAGAUAUCAAAUUAGAGUUUGUGAAUGCAAAAACAAGAAAAGUUGAGGACAGCUUCCACAUUACAAAAGCACAAGUUAGAUAG
This is a messenger RNA of Fragaria vesca subsp. vesca, 1929 nucleotides long. Its product is annotated as probable inactive purple acid phosphatase 27-like. The transcript is spliced from 13 exons. Gene Ontology annotation, molecular function: acid phosphatase activity; metal ion binding. The record is from RefSeq and is a predicted model, not a curated record. Lineage: Eukaryota; Viridiplantae; Streptophyta; Magnoliopsida; Rosales; Rosaceae. The coding region runs from base 1 to 1929 and encodes 642 amino acids.